Messenger RNA from Leucoraja erinaceus (little skate), 4708 nucleotides. It is a transcript of the gene tmem130, whose product is annotated as transmembrane protein 130. The transcript is spliced from 8 exons. The coding region runs from base 80 to 1420 and encodes 446 amino acids. The record is from RefSeq and is a predicted model, not a curated record. NCBI's taxonomy places the organism in Eukaryota, Metazoa, Chordata, Chondrichthyes, Rajiformes, Rajidae.
GCGGCAGGCAGGUUUGGCGUUGACAGAGAGCGGGGGGGGGAGUUUAAACCGACUUUAGAAACUCUCGGUCUACAAAACCAUGGCUACCGAACGUCUCCUUCUCCUGCUCAUGAACACAGCGGCGAUCGCAGCGGUGGGGUCCUCGCCCUAUUACCUGUUAGUCAGCAGCAAUGGUCCCAUCACCACAGGUGCCCGGGGAUCAGUGGAGGCCAGUCUGGUGCCCGGAGCUGGGAUGGAGGCGGCUUUCCUGCCCCCCACCGACUAUCUCUCCUUCCACUGGGAGGUGCAGAGGCCGCUGUCCGUGGUGCGUCGGUGGCGGCGGGGAGCUCUGAUCAGUUCCCUCAUCGUCCGCAGCCACGUCCCGGGGGUGUACAGACUCCGCGCCUGGGUGAGGAGAGUGGACUGCCUGAGAUGUCUACCCCUGGCCCACACUGUCACCACCCUGCAUGUUACAGACUCUGUAAUAGGGACCUUGUCACUGACGCAACUGAAUAGGAGUGUCACUUCUACAAACAUCGGGUAUGAACUGGCCACAAAUACCCCAACAAAAAUCUCAUUCAUCCUCUACGACCCCAGCAGAUACUUCAGCUCCUCUUUCUUCCGCUUCCGUUGGCACUUUGGAGACGGGGAGAGGAGAAUCACAAAUGAUUCCUACGCAUUCCACAUCUACCCGAGGGCAGGGAUAUACCAGGCUCAAGUUGAAGUCUACGUAUACCUCAGCCAUUCCCAAUGGAAGAGUGGGACUUUUGGAGCCACGUUGAACCUUCUGGAUCCGAUCAACGCCAUAGAGGUGAAGAAUGCAGACGGCGAGCAUCCAAAAGACAUCAUGGACUUCCAUCUGCAUGUAAACGGCAGCCCACCGCUGACCAUCUGCUGGUCAGUCUCUCCGAACUGUAUCCGUGCAGUUGGUCACGCAUGCCACACGGUGCUACUGGAGAGGUCACGGGACUGUCACGUGAGAUACCCCAUGAGCGAAGCGGAACCUUACACACUCAACGUACGGGCUGAGAACGGGGUGAGCUCCCUGCAGACCUGCUACAAGAUAACUCCGUGGCGUAAGGGCAUUCACCCGGUGUGGUUCAUCAUCCCCGGUGUUACCCUGCUCACCAUCGUCCUACUCAUCAUCUUGUCCACCACCAUGAGGAGCAGCAGAUCCCAGAAGGACUUGGUUGAGGUGGCGGAUUUUGACUUCUCUCCAUCCGGGGUGAAGUCGUCAGGGUGGGGACGAGGGGAGAUCUUUCCCUUGUGCUGCGGCCCCAGCCAGUCCCAGGCUCGUCAGUCCCACAGUCGCACCACCAGGGAAGGCCGCUCCCUCCUGCACUGCAGCGGCCCCCCGCCCCUGGAUUACCGCACCUGGGAACACCUGCACCCCGCCGACCCCGGUUCCAAUCCCGCCACCUGCUCAGUGGCGCAGCGGUAGAGUUGCUGCCUCACAGCGCCAGUCGCGGGGCCAAUCCUGGCGACGGGUGCUGUCUGUACGGAGAUUGUACGUUCUCCCUGUGACUGCGUGGGUUUUUCCGUGUGUCAUAGAGUCAUACAGUGUGGAAACAGGCCCUUCGGCCCAACUUGCUCACACUGGCCAACAUUUCCAUCCAGACUAGUCCCACAUGCCUGCAUCUGGCCCAUAUCCUUCGAAACCUGUCCUAUCCACAUACAGUACCUGUCUGACUGUUUCUUAAACAUUGCAGUAGUAUCAGCCUCGACUACCUCCUCCAGCAUCUCGUUCCACCACCUGCUGAUGGAAAAAGUUACCCCUCAGUUUCCUAUUAAAUCUCUCCCCCCUCACCUUAAACCUAUCUCCUCUGGUUUUCGCUUCCUGUUUCCUCUCACACUCCAAAGACGUGCAGGUUUGUAGGUUAAUUGGUUUCGUAAAUUGUCCCUAAUAUGUGGGAUAGAACUAGUGUACGGGUGGUGACUGGUCAGCAGGGACUCAAUGGGCCAAAGGGCCUGUUUCCACACUGUAUCUAAACUAGAACUAAAAACAUUGUCUACUUACACAGCGCCUAUACCAGUACAAAUUCAAAGCCAGGGGGUAAUCGGUGACACCGCUGGUAGAGCUGCUACAGUGCCUCACCGUGCUAGUGAUCCCAGGUUCUAUCCUGCCCUUGGGUGCAGUCUGUGUGGAGUUUGCACGUUCUCCCAGUUAUCAUGUGGGUUCCUCCGGGUGCUCCAGUUUCCUCCCACAUCCCAAAGACAUGCGGGUUUGUAGGUUAAUUGGCCCUCUGUAAAUUGCCCCCUAGUGUGUAGGAGUGGAUGAGAAAAUGGGAUAAUGUAGAACUGGUGUGGCCAGGGUGGUGUGCGUGCGGGCAGUUGUUGGGAAGAAGCUGUUCUUGAACCUGGAGGUCAUGGUUCUCAGUCCUUCUCCCUUCUGUACCUUCCUCCCAAUAGUGGGAGUGAGAUGAGAGCGUGGCCAGGAUGGUGUGGAUGCUGGCUGUUUGCAGGAGGAACGUACAUGAUGUCACCUUUCAUUGUUAUUUUUACAUUAUUGUGUUCUACCAAAUAAAUAAAUAUGUAUAAAACUUAACAAAUCCAAUAAACGCAUUUCUUAACAUCUACAAGUAUUUCUUGAGGGGGUUACGCUUCAAGUUUAGAUAGGUAGAUCUUUUUGAGCUAAGGGCAUAUGGUGGUACAGCUGCUGCCUUACAGCGCCAGAGACCCGGGUUUGAUCCUGACCUCGGUUGCUGUCUGUGUGUGGAGGCUGCACGUUCUCCCCAAGACGGCACGGGUUUCGUCCCACACUGCAAAGACGUGCGGGUAUGUAGGUUAAUUGCUCCUCUGUAAAUUGUCCCUAGUCUAUCGUGGACCGAGUCCACGCCAACCAUCGAUUAACUCUUCAUACUAGAUCUGUGAUUUUGCCCACUUUCUCACCCACACAAUACACAACAGGGGUAGUUUACAGAAGACAGCUAACCUAUAAACCCGCAGGUCUUUGGGAUGCGGGAGGAAACUGGAGCGACCAGAGGAAACCCACGCAGUUAUAGGGAGAACGUGCAAGCUCCACACAGACAGCAUCCGAGGUUCGGAUCAAACACGGGUCUCUGGCGCUGUGUAGCAGUAUUUUCAUGGGCGAAUCCCAUCUUCGGAACUAUCCAGGAAUUCCGGGAUCUCGAGCUGCUUUCUGAAGGGAGAAGAUGGUGAGGGUAGACACAGAAUGCUGGUGUAAAUCAGCGGGUCAGGCAGCAUCACUGGAGAACAUGGUGAUGUUUCGGGUCAGGAACCUUCCUCAGACUGCAGGAGAUGGCGAGGACAGGUUUUGCAGUUUGCUGAAACGUUCUGAGUCCAGUGAUCUCAUUGACACUGCAGUAAACAAACAGAGACACUCAUUGUUGCUUGCAAUGAAUCACUCCUGUCAGCACUAGGACACUCUGAACCUGAGGGAAGGAGCUCACGAGGCUGCACACCUUGUUAAAUGUGUCCUAACCUUCAGCAGAUUGAUCUUCAGCCUCGCUGCUUUAUGUAGCUCAGCACUUGUUCCCGAAGGUCAGAGGAUUGAUUUUGAAGCAAGGACUUGGAUCUCUACAGCCUAGCGCCAUCAACACUGAAUUCAACCAUCUCGGAAAAAUCAGCCUUCGAUCAUGCGUACAUCUCGUCGUAGAACAGAUAGCUGCACAGCUGAAACGGGGAACACCGCAGUUCCUCCCACACACUGGCAGAUCCCAAAACAACAUGUGGGUUUGUAGGUCAAGUGUAAAGCCUCUGUAAAUUGCCACUGGUGUGUAGGGGUGUGGAUGAGGAAGUGGGAUAAUGUAGAACCAAGUGUGAAUGGGUGAUCGAUGGUCAGCAUGGACUCGGUGGGCCGAAGGGCCUGUUUCCAUGAUGUAUCUCUAAACUAAACUGAACUCUGGGUUGCCAGUUCGAUAACAUAAUCACUAUAUUCUGGAGAAACCAGAUGCUGGUUUAUACCAAAGAUAGAUACAAAGUGCUGGAGUGUCUCAGCGGGUCAGGCAGCAUCUAUUGAGAAAAAGGAUGGUGAUGUUUUGGGUCAAUGAUUCAUGAUAUGUUAUCACAUAACCCCAGGUACAGUGAAGUGCUUUGUUUUGCAUGCAAGCCAGAACAAUCAUACAGCAGACGCCACCCAGGCAGUAACAUCAUACACGCAAAGAGUUGCCAUGUUUCUGGUGCCGAGAAAGUUACAAAAAAUGAAUUGAACAGUUUUAACUUGUGCUGGUGGCAGCAAACCAGGCCUCCCGUCACACACGGCUGCAGGCAGCUCCCUCGCCGAAUCCCCCCUUCGUUCUCAGUGGAUUCAUUGCCCCAGUAAAUUGUCCCUAGUGUGUAGGACGUGGAUGAGAAAGUGGGAUAACAUUGAUAACCAGUGUGAAUGGGUGAUCGAUGGUCGGCAUGGGUUUGGUGGGCCGAAGGGCCUGUUUCCAUGCUGUAUCUCUAAAAUAAUCUAAACCAGACUAAACCGAAUUCAUAACACGACAGGAUACUUGGCCUUGGUCCUGAUUUUGCAGCCAUGAUAUUUGUUUGUUCCUAGCACAGACUCCUGAGUACACUGCGUCUAGUCUGAUAAUCAUCCAGCCAGCCAGAGACUUUAUCAGCAUCUAUAUUGUUAAUCCCACUAUAUAACGUUAUACUCAAUGUCAUCAAUCCAGCUCCUGUCCUCAAUGUCCUUUGAUGCAAAAAGUACACUCUAAAAAUAACCAGGAACUACGGUGCAGAAAAGUCAAACGUUAUUGGGUUCUGUACGGAUAAGACUUGGCCG